Messenger RNA from Microbotryum saponariae, 2001 nucleotides. The record is from the annotation of a GenBank genome assembly. Lineage: Eukaryota; Fungi; Basidiomycota; Microbotryomycetes; Microbotryales; Microbotryaceae.
AUGGUACUGCAACCUGACAAGGUCGCGGUCGUUCUUGGAACCCAAUGGGGUGACGAAGGUCAGUCCGUCGUAUCCUCAGCUACCAGGAGUCGGCCGGGCCGGUGGUCGGGAUGCAUGCACCUUCGCUGCCUCAGCCUGCGUCUCGCCGCGGCCAAGUCGUCUCCGCCGUAACUGUGACCGUACUGACCUCCGACUUGACCCUGCUCCGUACCUCCUGCAACAGGCAAAGGCAAGCUGGUCGACAUCUUGGCUGCCGAAGCCGACAUCUGUGCCCGAUGUGCCGGUGGUAACAAUGCCGGCCAUACGAUCGUAGCCAAUGUCAACGGCGUCAAGACCCACUUUGACUUCCACCUUUUGCCCAGUGGUACGUGGCAUUCGUACGCAUGUUCGGGUCGCAUACCCCGCAAGGAACGGAAUGGGACCGGAUGAUGGAUGCGAUAGUUUCGACUGGGAUGAGCUCGCGUUGGCGACCGAGAGGUGAAAGUCGCAGAGGAUGGCGGGAGAAUGCCGUUGACUCCGCCGAGCCUCGGUCGAGCCCCUAGGUCAACCCUACCCGGAACAGCCCCUCGGAUGCGGCGCCAUGGUGUCUCAGCGAUAUGAUAGAGAUCUUGUCCUGACCACUACGCCAUAACUCGAACCCCACCACCAUCAGGUCUCGUCAACCCAAAAUGCACGGCCUUUAUCGGCAACGGCGUUGUCGUCCACGUGCCCGCCUUUUUCGAGGAGCUCGACAAGUUGACGAAGAAGGGUGAGUGCAUGCUCAGGAUGGGAAAAAAAGUUAGACGAUCCGCUGACGAGAUUGCGCCAUCUGAUCCAGGCCUUAACUGCGACGGUCGAUUGCUCCUUUCGGACCGCGCGCACCUCGUAUUCGACUUCCACCAGAUUGUCGAUGGCCUCAAAGAGGUCGAGUUGGGCGGUUCGUCUAUCGGCACGACCAAGAAGGGUAUCGGGCCAGCGUACUCGUCCAAGGCGUCCCGCUCCGGUCUGCGAGUUCACCACCUCUUCGACGAGGAGGCGUUUGCGACCAAGUUCCGAAAACUCGUAGAGGGUCGUUUCAAGCGAUACGGUCACUUUGAGUCAGUCACUCCAUGCAUUAGUAUUUUGCUUAUAUAAGCUGAUCUUAUUCCGUGACCUGCCCGAUUACCGCUUCCGACUCGCGCAGGUACGACACGGAAGGCGAGAUCUUGCGCUACAAGGAGCUCGCUGCUCGCCUCAAGCCUUACGUCGUUGAUGGCCCCACGUUCCUCCACAAGGCCAUGCUCGAAAAGAAGCGCAUUCUCGUCGAAGGCGCUAAUGCAUUGAUGCUCGAUAUAGACUUUGGUACUUACCCAUUCGUCACUUCGUCCCCGACGGGAAUCGGCGGAGUCUGCACCGGUCUCGGAGUUCCGCCGAGAGCGAUCGGGGAGGUUGUUGGUGUCGUCAAGGCUUACACGACUCGUGUUGGUGCUGGACCUUUCCCAACCGAGCAGCUCAACGUGAGUUUUCAUUCGCGCGGCCCCACUAGCUUUCGUCCCAGCACGAGGCGAUGGAGACGACAGUUGCUGAUAGCUUCUUCCGUUUAUACCCUUAUAGUCCGUUGGUGAGCACUUGCAAGAGGUUGGUGCCGAAUACGGUGUGACGACCGGCCGUCGCCGUCGUUGCGGCUGGCUCGACCUAGUUGUCCUCAAGUACUCGCACUUGAUCAACGGCUACACCGCGUUGAACCUGACCAAGUUGGACGUCUUGGACCAACUCCCGUCGCUCAAGGUCGCGACUGGUUAUCACCUGAACAGCAAGCCUCUCGAAGCUUACUUCCCCGCCGAUCUGGAUCAGCUCGCCCAAGUCGAGGUGCAGUACGUCGAACUGCCCGGAUGGCAAACUUCGAUUGCCAACAUCACCAAAUUCGAGGACCUGCCGGAGAACUGCCGAAAAUACAUCGAAUUCAUCGAGAACUUUAUCGGCGUCAAGAUUGGAUGGAUCGGCACCGGUCCAGCGAGGGAGUCGAUGAUCAGGAGAUUGUGA